Messenger RNA from Emiliania huxleyi CCMP1516, 1212 nucleotides. RefSeq lists its product as hypothetical. The transcript is spliced from 3 exons. The record is from RefSeq and is a predicted model, not a curated record. The coding region runs from base 1 to 1212 and encodes 403 amino acids. Lineage: Eukaryota; Haptophyta; Isochrysidales; Noelaerhabdaceae.
AUGCUUGUUUCCAAGCACGGCGACACGCACGCGUUCGAUUGGACAAACCUGCUCCAUUGGUCGAGCGCGAUGCUCUACUCCUCGCUCGUUGUGCAGUCCAAUAGCUUCGAGCUGCGCGCACGCCUCCGCGCCGCCAGUGCCGCCAGCCGCGGCCGCGCAAAUCUGAGCGCGCUCGGCCGCACGCUGCUGCCUACGAUCCCUGCUUCAACCAGCGUCGUCCACUGCUCGGGUGCAGCAUCAUCGGGCACUCCUGCCUUCAUGGCCCGCGGCGCUCACAGCGAGAUGUUUGCUCUGUUGGCACAAUCUGCUUCCCUCUCGAUCGCUAACGCGCUUGGCAUUGCGGCGCCGCCGCGGCCACCGCUGGCUCUCUGCACGCCGCGUCUGAUUCGCUGCUUCGACGGGCUGCUCUCUUUUCAACCGAAGGGCGGCCGCUCCUUCAAGGACCGGCUGGGUGCGUGGAACCGAGAGAUGUUGCUCACCGGCCGAAUGCAGCAAGCCGGGCCGAACCUCCUGGCGGCUCCCUUUCUCGCCGCGGCCUACCGCCUGGCUGGGUCCUCCCCAUCUGCUGUCGUGCUGCCGUCACGGAGGCGCGUGGUCCUGCUGACGCGCCGCACCCAGUCACGGUGGACCAACCGGCCAGAGGCCGUGACGGAGCUACGCGCCAUCGCUGCACGCGCUGGAGUGGACUUUGUAGACGCCGGCGAUGCGGAGGCUCUUGGCCGGACGAACCUGCCUGCGGGCAGGGCUUGCUACGCAGCUCGCCCACAGAUCGAGCUUUGGCGGGACGCUUGGUUGGUCAUCUCGGUUGUCGGUGCUCACGAGUCAAACCUCCUCUUCAUGCCCUCGUGGCCGCAGGCGGCGGGGCUGCUCGAAUCCACCAACUGUGGGUUCUUCACGGAUUCGUACUCGACGCUCGCGCGAGCCGUGGGCACCGGCCACCACAGGGCGCAGCAGCUCAACGCGCGCGGCCGGCAGUGUCUCCCGUCCACCUCCCAAGACUACCACGUGCUCAACAGCCCAAGGGAAAUGGACCUCCGAAACGAUACCCUCGGCUCGCUGCUUCGCUUUCUGCGCGGCAGGCGUCUCGGGCGCGAGCACACUGGCAACGACCAGCAUGGCAGCGUCAGCGCCUCCAGGGCCGCGCAGCUGAUCGGCGUACAGACGCAUAACCACACCGUCUACGGCUUUACUGGUACUGCCACUCUAGCCUAG